UUAAUUGAAUUACAGGUGAGGGUUAACUACGGCAGAGGCUGCGUGUGGAGAGGCCGCGUCAUGCAUGAACUGCUGCACGCCCUGGGCCUCAGACACGAGCACUCGAGACCUGACCGAGACCUCCACAUCGCCGUUAACUGGAACAACAUUAAACCUGGUUCUAGACACCAUUUUCAAGUCGAUAACGGAUACACGUUCUUGGACAUCCCGUAUGACUUUGACAGCGUCAUGCACUACGGUCGCAACGCUUUCGCCAAGAACUCUUCUGUUGGAGUUCUGACCGCUCUCACCAGUCCUACCAGACCUCUCGGUGGCGCUGUUCUCACUGAGCUGGACCGUCGACGCCUGCAAGUCCUUUACGGUUGCUACAAUGCCAUGCACUGAAAUCUAAAAUCUUUAUCAUUGUUUAAUUUCGUUUUAAACUACCCUCUGCUGUCAUA
Messenger RNA from Hyalella azteca, 440 nucleotides. Its product is annotated as low choriolytic enzyme. The transcript is spliced from 3 exons. Gene Ontology annotation, molecular function: metalloendopeptidase activity. Bases 61 to 384 code for a protein of 107 amino acids. The record is from RefSeq and is a predicted model, not a curated record. Gene Ontology annotation, biological process: proteolysis. Lineage: Eukaryota; Metazoa; Arthropoda; Malacostraca; Amphipoda; Hyalellidae.